This is a messenger RNA of Momordica charantia (bitter melon), 1164 nucleotides long. NCBI's taxonomy places the organism in Eukaryota, Viridiplantae, Streptophyta, Magnoliopsida, Cucurbitales, Cucurbitaceae. The record is from RefSeq and is a predicted model, not a curated record.
AUGGUUAGUCUAAGGCAUUUAGAAAUUUUCCCCAAUAUCCGAAAUCACAGGCAAAUGCCCUCACACAUGAGCAAGUUGAUUCAUCUUCAAACACUAUCACAGUUUGUAGCAGGGUUUGAAAAUGGUUGUAAAAUUGAAGAACUUGGACCACUGAAAAAUCUCAGAGGUAUAUUACAGCUUUCAUGUCUCGAGCGAGUAGAAAGUAAAGAGGAAGCAGUAGCUGCAAAAUUGGUUGAAAAGAAGAAUUUACAUGAGCUGAUCUUGGAGUGGAGUUCGGAUUUUGAAGGAAACGACGGUAAUGAGUUGGAAGUAUUGGAAGGGCUUCAACCACACCAAAAUCUUCAAUCAUUGACUAUUACAGAAUAUAGAGGCCAGGUUUUGGGUGAUGCUAUCUUUGUUGAAAAUUUGGCUAUGAUACAUCUGCGUGAAUGUCGAAACUGUGAGAGACUUCCAAUGCUUGGACAAUUACCAAACUUGGUGGAACUUUACAUUGAUUCUAUGAACAGUUUGAGAUGCAUGGGAAGUGAGUUUUAUGGAAAUGGCUCCAACAACCAAGGACAUUCAUUUUCAAAGUUGAGGAAGCUUUGGUUCAUUGGGUUGCCCAAUUUAGAACAGUGGGAAGACGCAACAGUGGUAUCAAAUAGCUUUGGAUCUCUUCAAACUCUAUUUGUUUCUGGAUGUGGAAAAUUGAAAAAACUGCCAAAUGGGCUACAAUGUUGCAGUUCCCUUCAUGAUUUGACAGUAGCCGAUUGUCCCAAAUUGAGCUUAAAUGUGCAAAAUAUGCAUAAUUUGUCAAGUUUGAGAAUACAUGGAUUGAAGAAGUUGCCAUUGGGGUUAGGCCACCUCACUAACUUGAAAGAAAUGAAAUUUGUUGGGUGCAUGCAAGAUUACGACUUUACUCCUUUCGUAAGCCUACAGUCUCUGAUCAUAAAGCUUGAGUUGAGAGAUGAGUGCUCAGGAAAUUGCACACAACUUCCUCCACAUUUGCAACACCUCACUGCCUUGAAACAAUUAUCCAUUGGAAAUUUUGGGGGCAUUGAAGUUCCACCAGAAUGGUUGAACAACCUUACGUCUUUGGAAAUGUUGAGUUUUGAAGGUUGCGGGAAUUUGAGACGUCUGGCUUCAACAGAAGCCAUACGACGCCUCACAAAUUGGAGCAUCUGA